AGAGCGAGCCGGAGCUCUGCUCGCAGCCCUGCACCGCGAAGGAGGCGUGACCUGUGCUGGCCCCGCCCACCGCGACUCGGUGCCCCCAGCCCACCGCACACUGGCGCCCCUCCCCGCGGCGGAGCGGCGGCCAGCUCAGGCAGGGCCGGCCGCGGGAUGCCGCACACAACCCAGCUGUACCAGCAUGUGCCAGGGAAACGCUGGCCCAUCGUCUACUCCCCACGCUACAACAUCACCUUCAUGGGUCUAGAAAAGCUGCAUCCCUUUGAUGCCGGGAAAUGGGGCAAGGUGAUCAAUUUCCUAAAAGAGGAGAAGCUGCUGUCGGAUGGCAUGCUGGUGGAGGCUCGGGAGGCCUCAGAAGAGGACCUGUUGGUGGUGCACACCAGACGCUAUCUCAAUGAGCUAAAGUGGUCCUUCGUGGUUGCCACCAUUACGGAGAUUCCCCCUGUCAUCUUCCUUCCCAACUUCCUUGUGCAGAGGAAGGUGCUCAGGCCCCUGAGGACCCAGACUGGAGGCACCAUCAUGGCAGGGAAGCUGGCUGUGGAACGAGGCUGGGCCAUCAACGUUGGUGGUGGCUUCCACCAUUGCUCCAGUGACCGUGGCGGGGGCUUCUGUGCCUAUGCAGACAUCACGCUAGCUAUCAAGUUCCUGUUUGAGAGAGUGGAGGGCAUCUGCAGGGCCACCAUCAUUGACCUUGACGCCCAUCAGGGCAAUGGGCACGAGCGAGACUUCAUGGGUGACAAGCGUGUAUACAUCAUGGAUGUUUACAACCGCCACAUUUACCCUGGGGACCGCUUUGCCAAAGAGGCCAUCAGGCGGAAGGUAGAACUGGAGUGGGGCACGGAGGAUGAGGAGUAUCUGGACAAGGUGGAGAGGAAUGUAAAGCGAGCCCUCCAAGAGCAUCUGCCUGAUGUGGUGGUGUACAACGCGGGCACUGAUGUCCUCGAGGGGGACCGCCUUGGGGGGCUGUCCAUCAGCCCAGCGGGCAUUGUGAAGCGGGAUGAACUGGUAUUCCGGGUGGUCCGAGCUCAUGAGAUACCCAUCCUCAUGGUGACCUCGGGUGGGUACCAGAAGCGCACAGCCCGCAUCAUUGCUGACUCCAUCCUCAAUUUGCAUGACCUGGGGCUCAUUGGGCCUGAGUCUCCCAGUGUCUCGGCACAGAACUCAGACGCUCCUCUGCUUCCUUGUGUCAUGCCCUGAUGCCUGCCCACAGAGCAUUACCACACCUGCCUCCCGCCCCGUCCACCCACCCGCCCUAGUGUUUUUUGCUGUGAAGACAGCUGCCAGUGAGUGUAGAGGGGCAGGAAGGGCAGGAGCCAGCCUUGCUGGCCGCUCCUCCACUCCCCACCAGGUGCCCAGGGAUCUCUGGGCCUUGGGGUGGAAGAGCCAAGUCCCAGGAAUGGUCCCAUAUGGGAGGCAGGCAGGUCACUAAGAGUGGGGAAGGAUAACUUUGGCCUGGGCUAUAGAGAGGGACCUCUGGGCUGGGUGGUCUGGUAUCCAGGUCAGCUAGACGGGAUGGCCCAUCUGUGCCCUAGUUGGUUCUCUCCUUCCCUUCAGCCUUGGAAAGGCUCUCUCCUGGGUAGUGCUGCCCACGGGUCUGAGGAAAGCUGCUGGAGCCAGUUUCUAGGGGGGUUCUGGAUUCCCAGCCUGCAGGCAGGAGUCCCUGGUCUAGAUGUGGAGGCCUAGGGAAAGGGCAUUCUCCAGCUGGGAUUCCCCUCAAUAAAGCAAGGUCCAGACCUGCUUUUACAGGUCCUUCUGUGAUGAUGGCAGGCAUUGAGGAUGCCCUAGGCCCCCUUUCGGUAGUAGUCCCUUCAUUUCAGCAUGGGAGCAAGUUUGAGGAACUUUAGCUUAGUAAUAGGCCUUUGGCCUGGAGCUCCUAGGGAGCUGCUGACCUGGGCAGAAAAAGGCAGAGGAAGGGAAAGCCAGGGAAAGGUGAGGUCCAGCAGGCAGGAGUUGGGGUGGGGGCUAGUGGACAAGCUAGGUCCAAGGGAACAGAGACCCUAGUGGGGGCUCUCUGAAGAGAGGGCAGUGAGGCUCUUCCAGCCUGGAAGUCAUGAGUAUACUGGCUAGAAAGGCCCUUGGGCGGGCCGCAGUUUCCACUGGCCUUACCCAGAGUGCCCAGUUCCCAUCUUUCCCUGUCUAUGGCCCAAAUGUAUAUCUACCCUCUGGCCUUUCUGCCCUGAAGGGGACAGUUAAGGCCCUCUAGGACCUGGGCAGGAGAGUAUCUACUUUCAGCCAGUGACUGCCACCUUGACCAUAGGCAUAGAGGGCAGGGGGACAUUGGCCAGCUGGGUUUUCCCUGCCCUGGAUCUGCUCCACUCACAGGACUCAUGUUCAUUUCCAUGUGGGGUGCCCCCAUGGCCUCCAUGGCAUCCUUCACACUCCCUCUGCUGGAGGGGGUAGAGUGCCAAAGUCGCCUGUUGUCCAAACUGCUGACCUGGACCCAACCCUGGGGCACUAACAAUACACUUUCAUACUCCUCUGUCAUGACCUCUCUGCAUAUGACUUGAGGUACCUUCUGGGAUAUCUUGGGGACUGGUGACAGGCACAGGUUGUCACUGUGGAGCUUCUGUCAGAGUGUCAUACAGACUCUCGGUUGCUGCUGUAUAUUCUAAGGUGGACAGUCCUACCUUCUGAGGACCACGGGAAAUAAAGAUGCAAAAUUGACAAAGCCGGAGGUGACCA
Molecule: messenger RNA, 2685 nt
Organism: Nannospalax galili (Upper Galilee mountains blind mole rat)
Lineage: Eukaryota; Metazoa; Chordata; Mammalia; Rodentia; Spalacidae
Gene: Hdac11
Product: histone deacetylase 11
Exons: 10
Coding region: 157-1200 (347 amino acids)
Molecular function (GO): histone deacetylase activity
Source: RefSeq, a predicted model, not a curated record